Molecule: messenger RNA, 5086 nt
Organism: Venturia canescens
Lineage: Eukaryota; Metazoa; Arthropoda; Insecta; Hymenoptera; Ichneumonidae
Exons: 13
Coding region: 550-3744 (1064 amino acids)
Biological process (GO): protein deubiquitination
Molecular function (GO): cysteine-type deubiquitinase activity
Source: RefSeq, a predicted model, not a curated record
UUUCAGUUGGCGGUAAAUGGUGAGUGCGAGAGGAGUUCACAAAUCUUGUGGUUCUUCGGAACGAUACAUAGGCAUACAUUUAUUUAUUUAUCAAAUAUAGAAUAUUCACGUAGGCGUGUGAGUAGCAAAGGAAGAUGGCGGCUGCCGAGGCGGAUAACAAGAAUUUUUUGCCAUGUUACAACUUUCCGAUUUUGCAAUACUUUCACGUCGCAAUAUGGCCGAAUCUCGAAUAUUUCUUUGGCAAGCAAUCUAACGUUAAUAGCAGAAAUUUAUAAUUGAAUAAAAAUCUUAUCCACAAUUAACAACGAACUGAGUCCAAUAAAAAUACAAAUCUUUUUCGCUAAAUGAAGGGGAUGAAAGAAAAGUUAAAAAUCUCAGAAUAUGAAACUUAAAAAAAAAAUUCGAUACGGUGGUGCUGCUAUCGGGGUAUAGAAAAAAUUCUUUUUUCCUUCUGCGCAUCCACCGGCCAUGCCGUUUUCCGCAAUGGCGGUAUAGUCCAGUACCGCCAGACGUCGGUUCGACUUUUCUUCGUUUUAAAGCUCCGUCUGAAUGGACACUGCAUCGGAUCCAGUAGAAACGGGAGGUACUUCGAUGAUCGAACCAUCUGGAAUAGCUGAUCUAUCUGAUGUGCCAGAUUUGCCAGAGGUUUCUGAAUCCACAGGUCUCAGUCCUUUGACUUCCUCGUUGGACCAUCAUCUUACUCUCCAAGAGGACAAUUUGUCUCCUACACGAGACGUUAACAUGGGCAUUGAGAAUACCUGGACAGAGGCAAAUUCUUCGGCAUCGGAUUACGCUAUUCCUCUGCCACCUCCACCAGGUUUUGAUGAUUUUGGAGAUGUCGGUGGUGAGUCUAUGGGAAUCGACAAUGGAGGAUCGAAUGGUCCUGGAUUAGGUCCCUUCUUAUCACCUAGUCCAGCCCUCAAUAAUCUCUUCAACGACACUACUGAUAUGCAAGAUGAAUCCAUUGUCGAAGUUAGCACACCGGCAGGCGUUUGUGGUCUUCGUAAUCUCGGAAAUACGUGCUUCAUGGCUGCAGGCCUUCAGUGUCUCACUGCGACUCCGCCUGUUCUCCGACAUUUUCUGGAGUUGCAUCAGAGAGCUGAUAAACUUCCACCUCCUGGAUCAUUGAUGGCCAACUUUAGUUCUCUGUUGAGUAAAAUGUGGUCCGGCAGAUACAGUGUUGUUAGGCCCACCGAAUUCAAACAAACUCUCGGAGCUUAUCACACACAGUUCAAGGAUUACAGACAGCACGACUGCCAAGAGUUUCUUGCUCUCUUGCUGGAUUCGUUGCACGAGCAAAUGAAUACAGCAAAGUCGGCAAAGAUCUGCCAAGUCCCAGCAACAACCGCAAUAACUGCCAAUUCAAUAACGUCGAAUAAGAACUAUGGAGCAGCCGUUGGACGAGAAAUCGCUUCAACGGAGACAGCUACAGUUACUGCCUCCGGUAAUUCUAACGUUCCCGAUCUCUUGGAUACUUACGACUAUUCACCUUCUCCAGAAUGCCCCAAUAGUCCAAACAUUACAAUGGCUGGUUCACCAACAGGCUUCGAUUCUCCGAUGAGAGAAUUAUUGGACAGUACAGCAAAUUCACCACCAGUUUCGCCUCCGGUUUCGCCUCUGAAUGACGAGAACGAAGAGGACGAAGAACCACAACAAGAGGGAGAGGAAAGCUUGGAUUCCCAAGAGACAGUGGAGACUAAAUCGAGUUUUAUUUUGAACAAGACUCACGAUCACAUAGACUCUUCAUUGCCUCGGAAAACAUUAUCGAAGUACAGUCUGUGGGACAUAAUAAAAGACGAGCCGAAAACGAGUAAUCACAAUUUUCUCGUUAACCAACAAGAAUGUAAUAAUGAGAUACAUUAUGAUUCUCAAAAAUUCCCACAAAAACUUCGGCGAAUGGCGUUGGACAAUUCGAAUUUGACGGAAAAUCAUGAUUUCGACAAUAAAACUCUCAGCACGAAAAGGAUCAAAGAAAUAAAUGUGCAAAAAAGUAAUUGCAGUCUCGAAUGUGCCUCUAGCGGCUCUGACACCGAAUGUGAUACCGGCUUGGAAAAAUGUAACGUCAAAAGAAUGCGACUAGAAGAUCAUGAAAAAAAUCAUCGACGAGGCGACGGACUUGGUGCUAGCGGUCUUCAGUGCGGACGACUUUUACAAAAUGGUGAAUGCGGCGCGAUCGCUACUCAAGACGAGGUUGAAGCUGACAAACACUGGGCGAAACACCUGCGAUCCAAUCGUAGCGUUAUCGUCGACACAUUCCAGGGUCAGUUCAAGAGCACGGUAGUCUGUGCAGUUUGCGAACACGUAUCGGUCACCUACGAACCUUUCAUGUAUCUUUCGGUGCCGCUGCCUCAUGCUAUGGAACGCCAAUUGACCGUAACGUAUAUACCAGCGAAUAACAGUCCACCAGUUAGAUGCGUAGUAUCGCUCAACAAGCAAUCACGAAUUGGUAAGCUCAAAGAGGUAUUGCUCAAGACACUUGGCAAAGAUGAUGUACCAACGGGCAACGUUGCGCUCGCUGAAGUCCUUGAAAAUCACAUAGCCCGAAUAUUGGACGAUAAUUCUCUCCUUCGAUACGUAAACGAUACGAAUCGUUCGAUAUACGCUUUUGAGCUUUCCGAUCCCCCGGAGGCUUAUACGUCAAUAACAGACGGUGGGGGUGAUCGAGUUACUGAAACUGAGCCGUGUCUAAACGGUGCUAGCACGGGUGAGGAAAUUGGACCAUGUACAAUAUGCCUUGAGGAAUUGGAUGGUGAUCUCAAGCGACACCGUGGAAAUAGUUGUAACUUUAUCAUGUGCGAUCCUUGUAUCGAGAACUACUUCAAGAACCAAACGGAACCUCGAACGUGUCCGGUGUGCUCGACCAGUGUCGUCUCCUCUUCGUUCACGAAAAUCGAUCAAACCGGCAGACCCAGGCCAGCCAUAAGAAUUUUAAAUGUUCCACUCGUUCUGAGACACGAUACGAACGAAGCUACCAACAAUCGUAAAUCCACCAAGCUCUUUGGUUAUCCUCAUCUCGUCAAAUUACCUUCGAGGGUUAACGCCAAGGAUCUUUACAAUGUCCUCAAACGCGUUGUUCCCCAGGAGGAAAGUUACACCGUUCAUUUCGUUACGGGUCAGGGUCAUUAUUGCUCACGCUGUAUGUAUAACGCUCACUGUACGGGUUGUAGCGUCCCAGAAAGUGGGAUGGUAGAUUUACAAAAUGGCGAUACGCUCGCGGUUCGUUACACCGAAAAUGUUCCAACAAUCGUUCCGCCGGUCGAUCAUAUAAGCGUAAGCAAACAACGUCCCCACCAUCCAUUGUCUCUUUACGAUUGCCUUCAAGCAUUUAGUCAAAGUGAAAUGUUGGACGAACACAAUCCGUGGUUUUGUCCAAAAUGCGAACGAAAUCAGUGCGCAACGAAGACACUCACCGUACAUCGUUAUCCCAUGUUCCUUAUAGUUUAUUUAAAAAGAUUCGUAUUCUAUGAAUGCGUGAGUAUGAAAUUGGACGACAAGGUAACGUUCCCCCUUGCUGGUCUGAGCGUUGGGAGGCAUUUGUACGAUCUUUAUGCCUGUGUUUGUCAUUUUGGAGGUGUUUCGGCCGGUCAUUAUACGGCUUAUGCGAAAAAUCCUCGAACAGAUGUUUGGUAUUACUACAACGACGAAGCAAUCAGCCGACAGAAGCCACAAGAGGAAGAUUAUAGUAACGCUUACAUACUGUUUUACAGUCGACAAGGAACUAACACGAAACCGUGCAACAUAUAAUUGUUUGCUGUGAUAUUAUAACUUUCGUGAGAAGUGAACGGCAUUGGUUCGAACUUGCCGCAUCUUCCGUUCCAGCGGCUUGUCCGAGUUCCAAGUCUAUCGCGAUAUCAGAAGGAAAUAUUCUACUUGAUUCGUUCAUUCGUGAUGUCGUCUAACCUCGUGUGUUCCUCGUUAAGAAAAUCGAGCGGAACAAAGAAAUCGAUGGAAUGUGCUCUUGAAACUGUUGCUCUACAGUCCUAGCGUUCGACGGUUGAGAGAAAAAACUAUUUUCCAUUGAAAAAUACUGAUUCUACGAAUGCGUCAGAAACUAAAUUUUAAAAAUGAAUAUAAUUUCUCCAAUUUACUGACGUUGGCUCGUCCACUCUGCAUUAAAGUGUAACUCAACUUCAACGGGCUAUGCUAAAAUGGAUUCUCGAAUUUUAACGAAUUUUACUCUAUUGAGGAAAAUGAUUUGUUUAAAAAAUAUUCUAAAAAAAUUAAUUAAAGAAAUGAUUGUUUAUGGCCGAUGCAUUUAGAGAGUACAGUCAGUCCGUUCUUUUUUAAUUUUGAAAAUAUUGAAAUAUCGAGAUCUGACUAUGAAUACUCGGAAAAUUUAAAAACUGGCCCAACGAUGAAGAGGUGCUGGGAGAUGACAGGGCAGUUAUCUCUUCGAAGGGAAAAUCAGAGCUCAUUUUUUUUCUCAUCAACGAAGAACUCGAGUGUUGUUUUUGGCCGUGUAAAUAAUAAAGUGGAAGGGCUCAUUUGUGUUUUUGUGCAUGAGAAAAACAAUAUUAUGGCGAAAUUUGAAGGCUCGUACAUGGAUAAACGUUUUGUAAGGGUGUUCGAAGGGCAGGACUAUAAAAAAAGAAUAAAAGACAAAAGUAUAAAGAAGAGUUAAGCGCUUCGCCGAAAUAUCGGAGCGUUCGACUGAGUUUGAAUUGAUCAUGUAACAAUGUGUAUCGAAUUUGUACCAUAGGUGAAUUUACAGAAUCUUCCGGGAAAUUAUCUCCUGUCGGAGAAGGAGAUGAAAAAUCUUGAGCUCUAUUGAAACGACAUCUGUGAAUGUAUGCCCAUUUUUUAUUCCUCGAUUAUAUUUUUUCUGUAAAACCUUUUCUCAGUAAAACUGAAGAUGAUGAGGAUUCCGCAGAAUAUAGUUUCUGAACAUAAUGUCGCACACUACUGCGAUUAUUUUGCCAAGGUUUGAGGUUCUUUAUCUCUUUGCUUCGCCUUGACACUGUUUUCCGUGACUUACUGUAAAUUCGAUAAGAAAACCGAAGUAAUAGUUAAUUUAUUAGAAAAUAAAGAAGGCGAUUGCGAGCUAAACUUGUUCUUUCGCCAAUAAAGAAAAAUUUAAGAAUCAAAA